UUUUAGAUUAUAAUAAAUCAUAACCGACAACAUAAAGAAUGAUAGAUCCGAAUGGUGCAACAACAGAUGAUGUUGAUGAUGAUUAUAUGUCCGAUACAUAUACAGCUCUGGAUGUACGACCUGGAAUUGCCAGAACUCAAACGCAAUGGCGACAUUUGAAAGCAGAAGCGAAACGGGUGGAAAAUAUUGAACGUUUGCGGAAUCUUCCAAAACGUUCGGAAAUGGAGAAAAAGAUGCGGGAUGAUGCACUGGCAAAGCCUGUUAGCGAGAAUUCGAAAGGAUUCUUGUUGCUUUCCAAAAUGGGUUACAGACCAGGGAUGAGUUUAGGCGUAGAAAAAGAAGGUUGCAGUGAAGGGAUCAAAGUGCCCAUUGCAUUGGAGCUGAAAACUAAUCGUACAGGAUUAGGGCAUGAUGCGGAAGAGCAUGAAAAACAAAGACAACGCAUGGAUCUUUAUCAAAGAGCUGUACUGGAAAGGGCGAAAGCUAAUGAUGUACUUAUCGAUGAUUUUUCUAUUAGGAAACGCUGGGCAGCGCGUAUGAAACAGCUAUCGAAGGAUUUGAAGGAAAGUCGGAAAGUAUGUCAGGAAUUAGAUGCCAGAAGUGGUUUGGAACUUCCUACAUCUAGUCAUUUUUGGCCAAUAUAUAAAGUAUCGAAGGAGGAUAACACGCCUUCAUUGAAAAAAACAAGAAUUGAAGAAUCGACGUGCAUUACGGAAUGUUUCACUUAUUUUAAUGGAAAAGUGGCACCUGAUGAUCUGAACACUAAUGAGUUACUGGAAAAUGAAAUUACAGAAUGGUUAAUAGCGCUAACGAAGUAUCUCCGUGCUGCCCACUGCUAUUGUAUUUGGUGUGGAGCUCAGUAUGAUUCAAAGGAAGAAUUAGAAAAUAGCUGUCCAGGAAAGACGAGAGAAGAGCAUGAAGAUUAUGAUGAAGAUAGUUAGAGAUAUUGUUAUAUUUUUUCAUUCUUCCAGAGAGUUUUAUUCCAGAGGUUUUGUUCGUGACACUUAGGUUGCAAUCGCAUAUUAUCUAUAAUUCAAGUCUACAUGAUAAAUACACUAUAGAUUGAUUCAUCUUCUGAUUCUAGUAAUAAAACGAUAAGUGAAUAUUGGUGUGUCUUUUUUGUUUUACCUGUCGAGAAUUGAUAAUAUUUUCUGGUUUACAUAAAACAUGCAAAAUUUGUAUUACGCUGAUUACUUAUGUCUUUUUUUUA
Loa loa (African eye worm) is the source of this 1210-nucleotide messenger RNA. Its product is annotated as G-patch domain-containing protein. Gene Ontology annotation, cellular component: kinetochore. The record is from RefSeq and is a predicted model, not a curated record. Gene Ontology annotation, molecular function: nucleic acid binding. The transcript is spliced from 6 exons. NCBI's taxonomy places the organism in Eukaryota, Metazoa, Nematoda, Chromadorea, Rhabditida, Onchocercidae. The coding region runs from base 39 to 941 and encodes 300 amino acids.